Molecule: messenger RNA, 936 nt
Organism: Alternaria burnsii
Lineage: Eukaryota; Fungi; Ascomycota; Dothideomycetes; Pleosporales; Pleosporaceae
Product: catalytic domain-containingprotein
Exons: 1
Coding region: 1-936 (311 amino acids)
Molecular function (GO): metallopeptidase activity
Source: RefSeq, a predicted model, not a curated record
AUGUCUGACGAAAAUCACUCGAUGAAGAAGCUACUUAGCGUGCUGAAAAAUGCAGUGAGUGAAUCAGGCGAUGACUGGGAGAAUGUCAUCCAAAAGUUAGGCGGAAGCGAUGCAGGAAGCCCAUUGCCCACAGAUGGCGAAGACACCGGGUCGCAGGAAACAGCGAAGAAAAGGAGGAUCAGAGGAAUGAAGGAUAAAAUGGAAAAACGAAAUCAAGACAUAUCAGUUCUCGACCCCGAUUACGUAGAACAGACUUUUCAAAGACUGGCACCAACUCUUUCCACGUCUGACCUUGCCAUUGGGGAGGGCAAAUACCCCUGCGUCACUCAAGCGCAGAGCAGUGAUACGCCCACAACUUCAGAUCCGACAUCGAUCAUCUUGGGACUCUACGGCACUAUUCCCCGCUGGAGGAAGAAUACAACGGUCAAUUUUGCCGUGUACGCUGGAGGCUGGCCAAGCAACAACCAUGCUAUUUUUGCCGCCUACCGACUCAACCAGGCUGCAACUACGUGGAACUCUCUCAACCUCGGCGUUACGUUCAAGUGGGUCGGUGUUCUAGAAGACGCCUGCUUUGUCCUUGGGUACGGUGGCAAUGGUGGUGACACGCUUGCGAGAGCAUUCUUCCCGAAUUCGAAGGAUCUAAAUAACAUGUACGUCUAUCUGAAGGCUUUCCAGUCGGGAUAUGUCAACUAUCUGUACAACGUCUUCCUCCAUGAACUCGGACAUGUUCUGGGGCUAAGACACGAAUUUGCACCAGAGAGAGAAGGCGCCGGUCCAUUGGUGGUAUGGGGAAUACGGAACCCUCUGUCGGUCAUGAGCUACACUUUUCCGCCCCAGUUGCAGCCAAGCGACAGGAUUGACACAAAGUCGUUCUACGCAUACACAGGAACUACGAUCCGAAAUGUUCGGAUCCAAGAUUUCUUACCCAACAACUGA